GGGAAUUUUGUAGGGGCUGUUGCUUUGCAAUCGAUAUGUAGGCGAUUGGAACACAGCGGGUAAGACACCGCUCAGCCCAAGGACACUGUGUCCGCUUCGUGCUUUCUAUGAAAAAAAAAAGCAGAGUUGGCCUGAGGAUGUUGCGUCCUUGUGAUACAGCUGUGCAAAGUAAAACAAGUAAUGAAUCAGUCAUGAAUAUACCUUAGAACAAAGGAUCUGCACAUCUGGAAAUGUAGGGUUUGAUAUAUGAGCACACGUGCUGCUUAUAAAAAUACCUUUUUGUAUCUACUAAUGAUUAUGUUUUAAACCACAAAAAUGUAUUGCAUGGACCAAUUAGAAAUCGACAUGUAAUCCUGUAAUAGUAUAAAAAGCCUUCUGAUUUGUGUAUUAAACGUCUUACAUUUACAAUCCAUAUUGGAUUCUGUAAGUCCAUUUCCUCAACUUUGGGAACAGUCAGCAUGCUAACAGCGCCUAACAGCGACAUCUGGUGACCCCCGACGUGAUCAGCAAGAGACCUGAUACCCGGGAAGAGAGCUGAGCUGACUGCAAAGCGGGGAAAAAGAAAAGAAAUUCCGCGGCGGCUGCGGCCGGACGUCCGAGAGAGGCGUGAGUGGUACCACGGAUUUUCGACUCAGCGGGUGAGUCGGCUGCCUUGAGCAGGGAAAAGGCGCGGAAUGGGGAAUACGGCCCCGGGAAUAGAAAAAGCUUCUGUUGAAGCCUUGUUGAAAUUUGGACAGAAAGCUGGAGACCCGCUGGAUCGGGCUCUAGUGACAGAUUUGUUGUCUUGGGCACGCCGUAGAGGCUUACUCAAGGAAACUGCACAAGUUUUUAAAGACGAGACGUGGAAGCAUAUAGGGGAGGAAAUAUGGGAAUCUGUCCAGACUGAUAAUAAAGAAGCAAAAAGACUUGCUUCAACCUAUCGACAGAUCAGUCUCUUAGUACAAAAAAUAGGAGCGGAGGCAGAAGUUGAAGCAAUAAUUCAGACCAUCUUGAAAGACGCUAAAAAUAAAGUAACAUCGGGAUCGGGGGCGGAGACAAAAACUGCCGCGGAGAUAAAAACUGAGACGAAAACUGUUUGCCCUGCUACCCAAGGUCCUUACGAUUAUCUCAUUCCUGAUUGGGACCCCGAUAAGGGAGCGGGAGGUUCACAAGUCCCCGAGCCUAUGGAAGUGGGACAAGCGGUACCAUCAGCUCCGCAAAUAGAUCCUGCAACUGUCCCUCUGCCUCCUGAGGAAGAGGAGUUAAAGACUCUUUUACAUGAGCAGGCAGAUGCAAUGACUAAACUAUUGAAUGAGAUGCAACGGUUGGAUAAAGGUUCCAAAUCAAGGGUGGUUAAAGAGAGUUAUCGCAAGGCACAUAAGUCUAUUGUUGAAGGUCUGAAAAAUGUUGAGAAACAAUUAACAAAGAUUGAGUCUGGUAAUUGUGUUCACCCUGCUGCUGUUACUGAAGAGAAAAAUACAGAUGGUAAAAUGUCAGUGGAAGGGGUUCGUCAACGGGUGUUACAAAGUAUCAGAGAUGGUGAAAUGAACAUAGAGGAGGGCGAUUGGUAUUUGCGGUCUAAGUAUGGUUCAGAAGCGAGACUGUCUGCGGAGGAUAAGAGAAAGCUUGCAGAUUGGUUUGCAUUGUAUCCUCAGUAUAAAAGGAAAGAGGAUUCAGCAAGUGGAAUGGUGGAUGAUGUCUGGAAGUGGUGGAGAGGGAAAGCGAAUGAGGAAAAGUCAAAGGAGACUCCUAAACAGAGAAAUUCGGAUUACAUUCCAAAAGAUCCCAACUUUGACAUGUCAAACCGGUGGAAGGGAGUUGUAACCAAUGCUGAAAUUACUGGGGAUUUUCAGUUUACAGCUGCACCAGUAACUAUUGAUAAUAAUGGACAGAGAAACUGGCAGCCUAUAGAUUGGACCACAGUUGCCAAAAUACAGAAAGCAAUUUUAGAUUAUGGAAUAGACAAUCGACUGGUCAGAAGACAGAUGGAAACAUUUAUAAAACAUCAGACACUAAUACCCACAGACAUUAAACAUCUGUUUGAACUGAUGCUGGGACCUACGAGUUAUAUGAUGUUUGUUAGCAAGUGGCAGGAAAGAUUAGAGCAGAAACAGCUUGAUAACUUGACACUGCCGCACGGAGAUCCCUUACGGGUGGCCUCCCUAGAGCAAUUGAUGGGGAACGGUCAGUACGUUGACCCACAGCGGCAAGCUGCGCUAGACUUGCGAAUUCUGGCUCAAAGCAAAGUGGCUGCCCUUGAAGCUUUCGCCAGUUUGCCACAGGUCGGCACUCCAAAACAACCAUACUUGCAAAUUAAACAGAAAGAUAAUGAGUCAUUUAUGGCAUUUGUUGACAGAAUUACAGAAGGUGUUGAAAUGGCACCUGACAUUCCAGCCAACAUGAAAGAGACAUUGGUAAAAGAGAUUGCUAUGCAAAAUGCCAAUGCUGCCUGUCGGAGGUUAAUUGCCACUUUACCCCCUGCUGCUUCUUUACUGCAAAUGGUAGAACAAUGUUCUCGAGCCCCGAUGGAAGAAGAGAAGGAAAAGGCUCGAAUACAUGCCUCUGCAUUAGCAGCUGCAUUGUCCAAAUGCUCGCCACAAGGAAAGGGGGACAAGGGCUCAAAUCCUGUAUGUUUUAAAUGUGGACAGACGGGACAUUUUAAAAAGCAUUGUCCUACAAUUAAGGCUGUUACUAACCAAGUAUCGUCGAUGAGUUCUCCAUUCGCAGGUACCUGCAACAAGUGUGACAAGUUCGGACACAGAGCAUCAGACUGCAAAUCCCGAUUUAAGAAGGAUGGAACACCUCUUGUGCCCCAGCAGGGAAACGGGGGAGGCCGCGUGGGGGGCGCGGCUCAGACCUCAUCUUAAGCGACCGGACCCCCCACAACGGAGGCUGCCUCGACGAUCUACUCGCCGCCACCAGAGGAAGCGCUGGCCUCGAUUUGGUCGUAAGUGAAACAAUAACAAUCACAACACAGGAGGUUACACUAAUCCCUACUACCAGUAAAGGACCAUUAGGGUAUGGACUUUCUGCCUUGCUAAUAGGAAGAUCUUCAGCUACAAGAACUGGAAUUUUUGUACAACCAGGAUUAAUCGAUAGUGACUUCACAGGAGUUAUUCACAUUAUGGUUAAUGUUUUUACACCACCAAUUACCAUUCCAAAAGGCAGUAAGAUAGCACAAUUGAUUCCUUUCAAAGCCUGUGUACCACAUUCAACACCUAAAAUCAGAGGAACAGGAGGGUUUGGGUCUACAGAGCCACUAAUAGCUUUCUCUGAGGUGAUAACUAACAACAAACCUACACGUUCUGUUACCAUUAUCCAUCCCGACACUCAGAUCACCCCUAAAACCAUUACAGUUGAGAUGAUGAUUGACACGGGUGCAGAUGUCACUAUAGUGCCAGCUGCAUAUUGGCCAAAAGCGUGGCCAAUUGUAAAUUCAUCUGAGAAGGUUUUGGGAAUAGCAGGACUAGCAGAAAUGAGAAAAAGUGCUGUGUUAUUGGACAUCAAAGACAAUGAGGGGAACAUUGCAAAAGUAACACCUGUAAUCAUGGACACACCCUUAUGGUUGCUAGGUCGAGAUGUACUCUCCCAAUGGCAACUUGUUUUGUCUACUCCUUUUCCAUAGCGGCCACUGACAAAGGUGCUCUUCCCACUAUUAAGCUGACUUGGAAAACUGAUAAGCCUGUGUGGGUUGAUCAGUGGCCGCUCACUGAUGAAAAAUUGGAGCACCUGAACCAGCUUGUGGAUGAACAAUUAGAGAAAGGCCAUAUAAAAGAAUCUUUUAGUCCUUGGAACACUCCAGUUUUUGUUAUACAGAAAAAAUCAGGAAAAUGGCGAUUUUUGCACGAUCUUCGUGCUGUUAAUGAGCAAAUGACGCCAAUGGGAGCGUUACAACCAGGCCUACCUUCUCCAGCUGCAAUACCUGUUAAUUGGGCUGUCUACAUUAUUGAUCUUAAGGAUUGUUUCUUUAGUAUUCCACUCGAUCCUGCUGAUACUCAACGAUUUGCCUUUAGUAUACCAUCAAAGAAUAACAGUGCCCCCAUGAGAAGAUUUGAAUGGAUAGUUCUGCCACAGGGAAUGCGUAAUAGCCCAACCAUAUGUCAAUGUCAUACUAACUUGCCUGGAUUCUUGUCAGAAGGAAACGCGAAAGCCGAUGAGGUGGUGAGUGCUGGAGCCCAGCAAAAUGAUACUGAUGAACCUUCUGUUUCUAUCAAAUCAGCCACUCAGGCAAUUAAGCAAGCACAAGUAAGUCAUGCAUUCUUUCACCAAUCUGCAAAAAGUUUGUCUAAGGAAUUCUCUAUAUCUCUGCAAACUGCUCGUGGCAUUAUUGCCUCGUGUCCUGAUUGUGCCAAGGUCUCACCCCUACAAUCAGAAGGCACUAAUCCUAGGGGGACUGAGGCAAGAGAGUUAUUUCAAACAGACAUUACAAUUGUUCCGUCAUUUGGACGUCUAAAAUAUGUUCAUGUCACAGUAGAUACCUAUAGUUCAGCCUUGUGGGCAUCUGCCAUGACAUCAUCAGGGGCGUCAGCAACGUGUCGACAUUGGAGAAUGGCAUUUGCUGUAUUAGGAAACCCCCAAACAAUUAAGACAGACAAUGGUCCAAAUUAUAAAAGCCAAAUUGUUGAAGUGUUUCUUUCAGCCUGGAAUAUCAAACAUUUAUUUGGAAUUCCUUACAAUAGCACAGGACAGGCAAUUGUUGAAAGAAAGCAUUCUGAUCUCAAACGAUAUAUUGCCAUUUUUCAAAGACAGGGGGAGUUUUCCCAUUCCCACUCCCCCCACGAUAUUCUUUCAAAGGCCAUUUAUGUUUUAAAUUGGAAACUCUGGUCACAAAAGUCGAAUCAAGAAGUUGGGUCAACCCCUAUCUUUAGACAUUUUACUCAAAACAAUCCUUUAAAAGAAACACACGUUUCUGUGCAAGUUUGGGACCCCUCUUCAGCCACCUGGAAUGGACCAUGGAGAUUAAUAACUUGGGGUCGUGGGUAUGCUUGUGUCAUUACAGAGGACGGAGAGCGGUGGUUGCCAGCCAAGUGGGUGCGACCCUGGCUACAUGCUGAAACCAAGGAAAACAAGGAGGAUGAUCAAACGGCGAUAGAAGAAAUUGCUGACUUAGAAGCUGCACACAACGUCACCAGAGACAACUGAUCUGAGCUAAAUGUUGAACAAUAUGUAUUGGUUAUCUGCUAUUGUAAUUAUUUUUGUGGUGCAGGAGAAUUUUGGGUGGGGUAGUGAAGACAACUUUUGGGUGAAUUGGGCAAAGGAGACAAAUAACCCAUCCUUUUGCUUACACUUAUCAGCAGCCACAGACCCAUUUAAAACAUGCCUGAUAGGGUUGCCAUUUGAUGAUCAACGCACUUUGGUAGCCUCCUUUUCAUCUCUCACACAUCAAGAUUGUUCUACAGCAAAAAGUAUAAGUCAUUGUAUGGCAUUAAUAGUUGCAAGCCUCAAUGACCCUUUACCAUGGGAUCCUCAAGAGUUCAACCUGUUAGGAAGUAGAAUGCCAAAUCAGUCAGGAUGUCUGAUAUUUGGCUCGUACAAUCUGACGAAUCGUCAAAUAACAGAUCUAACAUCCUAUCAUUUUCCUUAUUGGAGUACCUCUGAUUUUUGUGCUAAAGACACGGUUUAUGGUUGGAACACAAAUGGUAUGUGCCUUAACAUUACCAAAGCCUUAAGAUUGCCUAGAAAUGUGUUCCUGAUCUGUGGUAGAAGAGCGUGGCCUGGAAUCCCAAAAGAAAGUAACGGAGGGCCAUGUUACAUUGGUCACCUUUCUUUGCUAACUCCUACUUCAGAAUUUAUCCGAAAUCAUAUUGCAAGUAGUGCAACUCUAUUAAGAAAUCGUAGAAAUGUAGAAAUGUUAACCUCUGAUUGUAAUGAUGAAGUGGAACUUUGGUCUCAUACAGCAAGAGUUUUUGGAGCAUUGUUUCCUCCUAUAGGAACAGCACAUGCCUUGUCAGCCAUUCAGAGAUUAGCAUGUUGGACAGCAAAACAAGCUAAUGUUACUACUAGUGUUAUUUCUCAGCUUGCAGUAGAUCAAAAUAGUUUGCGAAAGGCUACCCUGCAAAAUAGAGCAGCUAUAGAUUACUUGCUUUUAGUACAAGGAAAAGGCUGUGAAGAGGUAGAAGGAAUGUGUUGUUUUAACUUGUCUGAUCAUAGUGAUUCAAUCCAUAAAAAGGUAGACUGGCUUCAGCAUCAUACAGAGAAAAUUACAACGAAUCAUAACCCCUUUGAUGAUUGGCUAAUGUCAUGGGGAAUUUCAGCUUGGGCAAAAGAGUUAAUCAAAACUGUAGGAAUAGUAUUACUUAUUGUUAUUGUUGUGUUAUUUUUAGGACCCUGCAUCUUCCGAUGUCUAUCCUGGCAGAUGCAUCGGAUUGCUGCUACAGUGUUUGAAAAGAAAGGGGGAGAUGUGGGGAAUUUUGUAGGGGCUGUUGCUUUGCAAUCGAUAUGUAGGCGAUUGGAACACAGCGGGUAAGACACCGCUCAGCCCAAGGACACUGUGUCCGCUUCGUGCUUUCUAUGAAAAAAAAAAGCAGAGUUGGCCUGAGGAUGUUGCGUCCUUGUGAUACAGCUGUGCAAAGUAAAACAAGUAAUGAAUCAGUCAUGAAUAUACCUUAGAACAAAGGAUCUGCACAUCUGGAAAUGUAGGGUUUGAUAUAUGAGCACACGUGCUGCUUAUAAAAAUACCUUUUUGUAUCUACUAAUGAUUAUGCUUUAAACCACAAAAAUGUAUUGCAUGGACCAAUUAGAAAUCGACAUGUAAUCCUGUAAUAGUAUAAAAAGCCUUCUGAUUUGUGUAUUAAACGUCUUACAUUUACAAUCCA
Messenger RNA from Pogoniulus pusillus (Red-fronted tinkerbird), 6794 nucleotides. RefSeq lists its product as uncharacterized. The transcript has 2 exons. Gene Ontology annotation, molecular function: zinc ion binding; nucleic acid binding. Gene Ontology annotation, biological process: viral process. The coding region runs from base 675 to 2846 and encodes 723 amino acids. The record is from RefSeq and is a predicted model, not a curated record. NCBI's taxonomy places the organism in Eukaryota, Metazoa, Chordata, Aves, Piciformes, Lybiidae.